AUGGGUGUUCUUUGUCCUCAACAACUGCCUCUUAAACUCCAUUUCAUUCCUUACCCUGCAGCUGGCCAUAUGAUCCCUCUCUGUGACAUAGCCACACUCUUUGCCUCGAGUGGUCACCAUGUUACAAUCAUAACCACUCCCUCCAACGCCAAAGUCCUUCAUAACUCAAUCCCUUACCAUCACCACCUCACCUUUCACACCGUUCAAUUUCCCUCCCAAGAGUUCGGCCUCCCAGACGGAGUCGAAAAUCUCUCCGCCCUCAACGACCUCCCCAACACUGUCAGGUUCCAUGAAGCCGCCAUGCUGCUCCGUGGACCCAUCGAGCAUUUCAUGGAGCACCACCCACCAGAUUGCAUCGUCGCCGACUUUUUGUUCCCAUGGGUGGAAGAUCUCGCUAACAAGCUUCGCAUCCCCAGACUCGCCUUCAAUGGAUUCUCCCUCUUCGCCGUCUGCGCCAUGGAGUCCAUCAAGGCACAACCCGAUUCCUUUAUCGUUCGGGGUCUUCCUCACCAUGUCACCUUGAACGCAACGCCACCCAAAGGGUUGACCAAAUUCAUGGAACCACUGCUUGAGACAGAGCUGAAAAGCUAUGGACUCAUCGUUAACAACUUCGCAGAGCUUGACGGAGAAGAGUACAUCGAGCACUACGAGAAAACCACGGGCCACAAGGCAUGGCAUCUUGGCCCAGCCUCUCUUAUUUGCAGAACAGCUCAAGAGCAAGCAGAGAGGGGUCAAAAGAGCGUGUUGAGCGUGCACGAGUGUCUGAGUUGGCUCAACUCAAAGCGAGUUAACUCGGUUCUCUACAUAUGCUUUGGGAGCCUUUGUCAUUUCUCGGAUAAACAGCUCUACGAGAUGGCAUGCGGGAUAGAAGCUUCGGGUCACGAAUUCAUAUGGGUGGUACCUGAGAAGAAGGGGAAGGAGGACGAGAGCGUGGAAGAGAAGGACAAGUGGCUACCAAAGGGGUUUGAAGAAAAGUGUAAGGGAAUGAUCCUUAGAGGGUGGGCCCCGCAGGUGCUCAUACUGGACCACCCCGCCGUCGGUGCGUUUCUGACGCAUUGUGGGUGGAACUCCACCGUGGAGGCUGUCAGCGCUGGGGUUCCGAUGAUCACGUGGCCGGUGCAUGACGAGCAGUUCUACAACGAGAAACUGAUAACUGAGGUGCGGGGGAUUGGGGUGGAGGUGGGUGCAGAGGAGUGGAGCAUCAUUGGUUAUCAGGAGAGGAAAAAAUUGGUGGGCAGAGAUUGCAUAGAGAAGGCUGUGAGGAAGUUGAUGGACGGUGGUGAUGAAGCUAAGGAAAUCAGACAGCGCGCUCAAGAGUUUGGGAAAAAGGCUGGACGGGCUAUUCAAGAAGGUGGGUCAUCCCACCAGAAUUUAACUGCCCUUGUUGAUGAUUUAAAACGAUUAAGGGACUCUAAACCUCUAGAUUAG
Gastrolobium bilobum is the source of this 1428-nucleotide messenger RNA. RefSeq names its product probable UDP-glucosyl transferase 73B6. The transcript has a single exon. Gene Ontology annotation, molecular function: UDP-glycosyltransferase activity. Bases 1 to 1428 code for a protein of 475 amino acids. NCBI's taxonomy places the organism in Eukaryota, Viridiplantae, Streptophyta, Magnoliopsida, Fabales, Fabaceae. The record is from RefSeq and is a predicted model, not a curated record.